AUGAGUCUGACCACGCCUCUAAAUCCAGCUGCCAAUUUGCUGAAAAUACAGAGGACACAGGAACAUGCUGAAUUCUCCAAGAUAAUAUUCUCUCUUUUCAAAGCCAGAAGCUUAUUUUUUAAUGAGGGAUGUCCUUCAAGAUACUAUAACUGCAGAAUGAAGUGCAAUGAUGAUGAAUACGCAGUUAGAUUCUGUGCUGACUGGAGCAUCUGCUGCAGAGCGAAGAAGAUUGAAUUGAAGAAAAGACGGAAGUGGUGA
Messenger RNA from Diceros bicornis minor, 258 nucleotides. Its product is annotated as beta-defensin 131A-like. The transcript has 2 exons. Gene Ontology annotation, cellular component: extracellular region. The record is from RefSeq and is a predicted model, not a curated record. The coding region runs from base 1 to 258 and encodes 85 amino acids. Gene Ontology annotation, biological process: innate immune response. NCBI's taxonomy places the organism in Eukaryota, Metazoa, Chordata, Mammalia, Perissodactyla, Rhinocerotidae.